Messenger RNA from Vairimorpha ceranae, 264 nucleotides. RefSeq lists its product as hypothetical. Bases 1 to 264 code for a protein of 87 amino acids. The record is from RefSeq and is a predicted model, not a curated record. Lineage: Eukaryota; Fungi; Microsporidia; Nosematidae. The transcript has a single exon.
AUGAAAAUAACAAUUAAACAUAAGAUCUUUAGCAAUGGAGAAAAAUCAUUAGAUUUUUUAAUGAACCAUAUUAUUGAAGAAUUUAUAUAUUGUAAUAGUUGCAGUACUCCUUGUAAAAUUAAAUUAUUAAAUAUAGAUAGUAAUAAAAUUAUAUAUAGAUGUACGAAGCGUGGGUGCAAGAGACGACAUUCGACCUUUCAUUCGACCCUUCCUCAAAUCAAAAUAUUUGGAUUGGUGUGGUUAUUUCCCCCCAGGGGGAAAUAA